CGGUUUGGAGAGGAGGAAGAGAAAGAAGGAGGGAGGGAUUUGUUAGUCACACAUCCUUUAUAAGUCUGUAACAUGGGGGAGUGUCAAGUAGCCUAUUCACAGUUUGUCUGGAUGGAGUUAAGAACCUGCUUUACUCUAACUCUGACUGAAAUUGUAUAAUUUAGCUAAAUGACACAAGAGCACAGGCAAUACGAUGCAACAUAGAGACUGAUGUUACUGUAGACAGCGCUCAGGACUGAGGAUUUAGGAGGAGACUUGACUGGAUGUUGGUCUAACUGUGGCAGCAAGUUGAAAAAGGAACCUCAGGACAACUGGAGAUGAGGGGAAUGAUGUGGGUUUUUGCUGUAUUCAUCCUCUCGGUGUAUGAAACAUGGAGUCUGGACACAGGAUCUCCUCAAAGCACUUUGAUGAACACUUCUUCAUCUGCUCCUAAAGUUUAUGUUGUCAGAAAUGCAUCUUUCAAUCUGGGGAGCGAUGUUAACCUGACAUGCAGCAAUGAAUCGAGGAGUGAGAUAAUGUUUGUAUUGUGGAAAAUAGAAUUGAAAUAUAAAGACUGCAGAAUUGCCCACAGUAAUGAUGGCCAAAGUGAAGACUCCUGCAAUGAUGGCAAGUCUCUCGAAAACACACCCACUAUAUACCUGCACAUCCCAAACUUCUCAAAUGAUGAUGUGGGAACCUACCAGUGCGAGACGGUUUACACAGGAGGAGCUGAUGCUCAUAUGAUCAACGUGGAUAUCAUAGCUCCUCCCAGUAUAUCAGCCUGGUUAGAGCGGAAGGGCAAUAAGACGGUUGCUGUGUGCAAAGCUGAAAGUGGAAAACCUGCUGCCAACAUUAGCUGGAGCCAUCUAGAAAAUUCAUCAUCUUCAAAAACCUGGCUUGGCUCAGAUGGAUUCUUUAUAGUAGAAAGCCGCCUGGAACUCCCUGAAAACAUGGAUCCAAAAAACCUGAGCUGCACAAUCAGACAUCAAUCCUGGGAAGGGGAGAAAACUUUGGUACCAAAAUUCACAAAAGGUCAGCCUGGGGAGCACAAGGAUUCUCAUUUUACUUUGAUAUGCAUCCUCACGGUUGUAAUAAGCAUUGCAGUUUUGGCUGGAAUCUUAUUCUUGGCACAAAAGAAACUAACAAUACUGAGGUGUAGCAAGCAGGCAGACACAUCACCAUCCAAACCUCUGCCGACGGCAGAGGAUGUGGAGGAAGUGGAGCCAUACGCCAGCUAUGUUCAACGUGUCAACUCUAUCUAUAACUCAUAAAAAUCCUGCACAUGCAUCACAUUCACACGCACACACACUCACUCACACACACACACACACGUGCGCACACACACACAUAAUGCACAUGGCUCUCUGUGAGAAACUGAAGGCUGUGAAACUGAGAAAUGGUGAAAUAGUAACCAGAGAGGAGAGUGAGAUGAAAGAUUUUCCGACAAGAGAGGGAGCCUCACAGUUGAAUUCUGUCCUGAUAAACUUGACUGAUGGAACGGGGGAUGUACCUAAUGUCACACACUGGCCCACAUGCACAGUACAUGCAGCCCACUACUCGCUGUGUGGGCCUUUACGUAGAACAUUAACAAUAACUACACAUGCAAUGAACUGCUCAAUGGGAAUGAAUGCCGUCUUCAGCUGUACGCAGCGGCAGCGUGCCAAGACUACAGACCUAUGGAUUUUUGAUGAUGCUGAUAAAAUACGUGUACUGCAAUUAUAUAUGAUUACACAUAUUUAUUGAUGAACUGUAAAUAGAAGCUGCAUCGAUCUCGAUGAAGUUAAUAUUAUGUAAAGUAUUACGUAAAGAUAGGUUCAAUCAUAUAACCCUCUCAAUGUUCAUAUGGACGUGUCAGUAUGUUUUUAUGAUAGACUUUUGAAUUGUUUGUCUAAUUAUGUAAUUACAUGUAUUAAAAAUACAUCUUACCUCAACUGUAAAAAACAAACCACACACUCAUGUUGUUUUAAGUAGGUUACACAAAAUUAAUAAGAACACUAAAAAUAGUACAUAGGUAUGUGCAGGGUGUAGUCAUACCCAAUGAUAUGAUACAAGUGUGAAAACCAGUGUGUGGUUUUGUUUUUCACUGCAGUUACUAUUUAAAAAGGUUACAUUUGGGAUUAGAUCAAUGUGACUUGUUCAUUCUUAGUGGACAUUCAUCAAAAUGGCGACAGAUGCUCGGUUUAACAUCCACCUUUUGUCACAUGAUUGAUGAUUGCCAGCACAGGAUGAUAAUCUAAAUAAAUGGUGAGUUUCCAAAUUCGGUUCACUACUCUCACAAUGACUGUAAACCAAUUUCUGAAGAAACUGAUCAGUGAUAUAGGAAAUUCAAACUGGAAAAAGGGACUUUUCUGCCAUCUAGUGGUGUAGAUCAUAACACAAUCUUACAUCAGAGCGAUCAUGUCAUGUUCAAGUGAAGCUGUCUGAAUAAUAGCUAAUAAUAAGUACAUAAAUGUAGCACUGACUAGGUGCCUCCAGUAUUUACUACUGUAACAUUAUAUUCAAUAGCAGUUAAUGAUGGAUAUUUGAGUUAUGGGAAGCUGAUACUUAGAAGCCUUGUGAGUAAUACUUUAUAAGGGUACAACUCACACUUAAGUAACACCUAGCUAAUGCAUAAGCUAUGAUGAUUUCAUGCAUGAAUAACUGAAUUGCACACUUUAUGUGAUUAGUUAACAUUUAAUAGAUAGUCAAUUAAUGAAUGCUGACAUCGAUAUGCCACCAAAUUAGCUGAAUUCCAGUUAUAGUAAAGAGCAUUUUAUACUCAUGCAUUUGAUCAGCCUCUAUGAAGCUGCAUUUUUCUUUUAUCAAACUGGUAGUCAGACGCAAACAUCUAUAUGUUGCUGCAUGAGCCAAUGUUCUUUAUGCCAUGUUUACAAGCCAGCAACACUAGAUGGAUGUAUUGUACAUGAUAGGGUUGUAUCAUGCUUUAAUCUUAUACUCACAGUAACUGUGGGUAUAAAAACUUAUAAUUAAUGUAUGAAGUGACUGUGAUAAUGUGAUAAUCAUAGUAACUUGAUCAUGUCUUAAUGGAGAGCAACAUGAAUUAAUGAUACAUCCUGUAUCAAUUCAUGCUUGAAAUCAUCAUGACUUAUUUUCUGAGUAUAUUAUUUGUACUCUUAUUAUAAAGUGUUAUUGCCUAGUGCACAGCCAGGGUGCAGACUUCCCUUUGAAUUCUGCUAUUAAAUCAGAGGCUGCAGCAACUAUGACUUAUCGUCCCUUCACCCUGAUUAUUUAGUUGUACAUAUAAAAAGGGGAAGCUGUUUUGUUUUUUAUGUAUUUCUGUCCACAGAACUCGACACACUUACACAUACAGAUUCUUAGUUUUUCACUUGUAGCAAAGAACCUUAUUAAAAGUUUGACCUUAAAUUGAA
Thunnus maccoyii (southern bluefin tuna) is the source of this 3347-nucleotide messenger RNA. Its product is annotated as cell surface glycoprotein CD200 receptor 1-A. Gene Ontology annotation, biological process: regulation of neuroinflammatory response. The transcript is spliced from 7 exons. The record is from RefSeq and is a predicted model, not a curated record. NCBI's taxonomy places the organism in Eukaryota, Metazoa, Chordata, Actinopteri, Scombriformes, Scombridae. Gene Ontology annotation, molecular function: signaling receptor activity. Bases 318 to 1250 code for a protein of 310 amino acids.